ACAACACGCCUCUCUCACCACACGCCCAACCCAAGCCGCACGACACACGACACCACUAUGACUUCGUCCAUUUUCUACAAAUUCAAAAACUCCAGGGAUAGCGAACGCAUAAUCUUCAAUGGCACUGAUCUAAGCGUCUUCGAACUUAAGAAGGAGAUCAUCAGCGCGAGCGGCCUGGGCGAUGGAACCGACUUCAACCUCCACAUCUUCCCGCAAGAUGAUCCAGCUUCAGAAUACAAGGACGAUACUACACUUAUACCACGAUCCUCCACCGUCAUCGCGAUACGACGCCCUGCUCCAAAAGGGCAGGGCAGGGCAGCACGCUAUGUCACAGGCAAGGCGCCGUCACGCGCAAUCACUACACAAACCAAGCCUGCGGCGCCUCUGCCUCAAGCGAAUAAUGCAACACCAGAAGAUGCUGAGGCAGCUUUCCUGGCAGAAUCCGCCAUGGCAUGGGAUGCCCAGAAAGAGGCUCUUUCACACGCGAAGCCGGUCUAUCGCAAGAACAACACCAAGAAUGUAGUUGUCCCGUCGCACCCACCGCCACCAGGUUACGUCUGCCGCCGCUGCAACAUCAAAGGUCACUGGAUACAGGCCUGCCCAACCAACGACGACCCCGACUUUAAGCCCGCCUUCCAGGCCAAACGCACAACUGGUAUACCACAGUCCUUCUUGAAGAAGGUUGAGAAGCCUGUCGACGAGGAAGCUGCGAAGGGCAUCAUGCUCAACGCUGAUGGAGAAUAUGUACAGGUCAUGACAGACACAAAGGCAUGGGAUAAAUUUCAAGAGAAGACAAACGCAUCACGUGCGCGCGCAGCGAGUGCUGAUGCCGCCAGCAAGGAGCUCCGCGAACGCGGACUCGAAUGCCCAAUCGACAAUCAGAGAUUUGUUGACCCUGUCAAGACUCCAUGUUGUGGUAAGACAUACUGCCGCGAGUGCAUCGAUAAUGCGCUUGCAGAUGGUGAUUUAGUUUGCCCCAACUGUGCAAAGGAGGAUGUUUUGAUGGAUGAUCUUAUUGCCGACGAUGAUAUGGUCAAGUCUCUCAAGGCAUACGACGCAGAGAAGGCAGCAGAGAAGGAGAAGGCAGCAAAGGCAGCAGUUGCUUCAACAAAUGAAUCAGUUUCUCAAUC
Bipolaris maydis ATCC 48331 is the source of this 1130-nucleotide messenger RNA. Its product is annotated as DWNN domain-containing protein. Gene Ontology annotation, cellular component: nucleus. Gene Ontology annotation, biological process: ubiquitin-dependent protein catabolic process; protein ubiquitination. The record is from RefSeq and is a predicted model, not a curated record. NCBI's taxonomy places the organism in Eukaryota, Fungi, Ascomycota, Dothideomycetes, Pleosporales, Pleosporaceae. Gene Ontology annotation, molecular function: ubiquitin protein ligase activity; nucleic acid binding; zinc ion binding.